Messenger RNA from Stylophora pistillata, 787 nucleotides. Its product is annotated as meiosis expressed gene 1 protein homolog. The record is from RefSeq and is a predicted model, not a curated record. Lineage: Eukaryota; Metazoa; Cnidaria; Anthozoa; Scleractinia; Pocilloporidae. Gene Ontology annotation, cellular component: nucleus.
AAGGCAGCCAGACAUCUGUUGCAUAGCGCGGACAAAACAUUUGCUAACUGUUUAUAUCAGAGAAUUUUACGUUUGAGAUUCAUUUUGUGGACAAGAAUUGUCUGGGCUCAAACAAUAUGGCCUCUAUUGUGUCUCCUAUCGCUCAACCUUCAGGACCGAAAUCAGUUUCCCGACCCAAGCGCUGGAGCGAGGAAGUGGAAGAAGCUUACAGAUUUCAGAUCGCUGGCUAUAGAGAUGUACACGAGUACCGCGAUGUCAAGCAAAAAGAACCCGAUCGCUGGCCUCAUAAUGGCUAUGUCAAGAAACUUCAACGGAAAGAUGGCUGCUUCAUUUACUUUGAUAAGACCAGAGAAUGCACUGACAAAGACGUUUAUAAAUGCAAAUUGUAUGGAUAUUGAUAGUGCCACUAGAAAAUGUUGUUCAUUGAAAUCAAUGUAAUGUCAGAUUGCAGUUACAAGAGGGUUCCUGAAGCAAUUAGGGAAAAUCAAACAGAUCAAGUUUGAUUCCAAUCUUUGAGCGUGACACAUGAUAAGAAGUGAAAAUUGAGGAAGUCUUUGCUGUUUUUAGUGGAAUAUUAUUUAAAGACAAAUUAUAAAGUUACAAUUUUCUUUUAGCCGUGGUAUUUUCCAGUAGCUGUAAAAAUGUCAUUUGUAUGUACCCACAGUAAAGUUCAAAUAUCAGUUUUAAUAUCAAUGAUUAUUUUGUAUCAACUUAAUAUAUAGCAAAGAUUGUGUACAAAGACAAAUUUCAUGUAAUGCUGUGUAUUAAUUAAAGUUCAAUAUAAUUA